Rotaria sp. Silwood1 is the source of this 786-nucleotide messenger RNA. The record is from the annotation of a GenBank genome assembly. Lineage: Eukaryota; Metazoa; Rotifera; Eurotatoria; Philodinida; Philodinidae.
AUGGGAUGUGUUGGCGAUGAUUUCGAAAAGCAGAACUUGAUCCAAUUGGCCGAAUCUGCAGGUCUUGAUGUCAAGUAUCAGACUCAUCCUAAAUUGACAACAGGAAGAUGUGCCGUCUUAAUCAAUUCUCGUGAUCAAGUUCGAACCAUGGUUGCAAGUCUUGGCGCAUCAGAGGCCUUCACAGCCGAUUUUCUUGAUGAGAGAGAGAAUUGGGGCGUAAUUGAACAAGCUCAAAUUCUUUGCUCAGAAGGUUUCUUUUUGGUAUCAUGUCGUGAAGCAUUUAUGCGUGUAUGUGAGCAUGCAUUCAAAAUGGGCAAGAUUUUCAGUAUGACUUUAUCGGCAAAAUUUAUCUGCGAUGAUCCAAUUGGAGUUCGUUUAUUGAGUGCAUUACCCUAUGCUGAUGUGGUUUUCGGAUAUGAAGACGAAGCGAAAGUUCUUGCUAAAACUCAACUCCAUGUUCAGUCCUCCAGCUUAAAUGCUGUUCUCGAAGCCAUUCGUGACACUCCGAAAUGGAAUCGAAAUCGACCACGGGUCAUUGUCGUAACAAAAAUUCCUGAGCGGACAACAGUUGCAACAGUUGAUGGUAUUAAAGAAUAUCGAUGGAAAAAACCUUCAAAAAUCGUCGAUACACAUGGCUGUGGUGAUGCAUUAGCCGGAGGAUUUCUUGCUUAUCUGGCUUUGGGCAAGAGCGUGGAUCAAUGUGCCCAUGCUGGCUUAUAUUGUGCCUUCGAAAAUCUGCAGCAACUUGGUUGUCAGUUUCCGCCCAAACCAUCUUACAAUGGCUAG